Messenger RNA from Caenorhabditis auriculariae, 3052 nucleotides. The record is from the annotation of a GenBank genome assembly. Lineage: Eukaryota; Metazoa; Nematoda; Chromadorea; Rhabditida; Rhabditidae.
AUGAUGACGUUGGCAGGAAUGUUCGGCGUGACAGAGGCGGGCAUUUCUCAGUUCCUAAAGCGUCAGAAAGCUCAAGAUGGCUCUACUAACAGCCAACGCACUGGAAGACCACGUGUCACUGAUCGUAAUGACGAUAGGAACAUUUUGAAGACGUCUAGAACCAAUCCAAGACUCACCGCCCCUGCGAUCAGACGGGAAGUUUUCUUGAAUUCGCCAUCUCCGCCAUCCGUCUCGACCGUGAAACGACGUCUGAAUGCUGCUGGAAUCAUGGGAAGACGUUCAGUGAAGAAACCGCUGAUUUCUGAAAAGAAUCGAGCCGCCAGGGUGAAGUGGGCAAAGGAGCAUCUCAACUGGACCCGUCAAGACUGGAACGAGAUUCUGCGGUCCGACGAAAGCAAGUUCCUCCUCUUCGGGAGUGACGGAAUUCAGUGGGUUCGUAGACCAAUUGGGUCCAGAUAUCAUCCGAAAUACCAAUUACCCACCGUGAAACAUGGUGGAGGUUCUUGCAUGGUGUGGGGCGCCUUCUCUGGAAGUGGCAUCGGACCGCUUCAUCGCGUGAACGGCAUCAUGGACAAGCACGUCUACAAAGACAUUCUCCAGAACCAGAUGUUGCCGCACUUGAGAGCCAUGGGCCGUGGGAGUGUUUAUCAAAAGGAUAACGAUCCCAAGCACACUUCACUGUUCGUCAAGGUGAGAAAAAUUGACAAGUAAUUCGUAUGGUUUUGAAACUCAGGACUGGUUCAAGAGCCGUCGGGUCAAUGUCAUGGGGUGGCCAAGUCAAUCUCCGGACCUGAACCCGAUCGAACAUCUCUGGGAAGAGUUGAAGCGACGUUGUGCCAACAAAAGAGCCAAGAAUUGCAACGAGAAGUUUGCUCAACUGCUGUCUGAAUGGAAUCAGAUCCCCAUGUCUACCAUCGACACUUUGCCCAAUUAUAUGCAGAGAAGAUGCCAGGCAGUGAUUGACGCCAGGGGCUUCGCAACCAAGUACUAGGUCCCGAAUAUUGUUUUAACAAUGUUUUGUGUUGAUAUAAAUUUUUUUGUUGAGCUAUGAUUUUUUAAUUGAAAAUAGCAAAAAUUCGAUUUUUUCGAAAAUUCGUUUUUUUCUCGAAAAAUUACUAUUCUUCGAGCUAGCAACUUGAAAUUUCGCCAGAACACGUAUGUCUCUCUCAGAAAACUAUGAAAAAAAAUUUGAAUCGAUAUCGCAUUUCAAAAAAAAUUUAUCCUCAAAAAACCAAAACUUAAUAGACUUUUGAGCGGUACUGUAAUUCUUGAAUUCUUCAGAAAGCUCGAAGGUUCUUGACUUCCAUUGAUAGAAAAAUUCAUGUGAUUUUCACAGAGUAUGCUUAAUUUAAUACCAAAACAUCCCAAAAAAGCAUCGAGCGGGUCUCGCAGCGAAAGCGAAUCUUAUCCCGAAUUAUACUGUGUAGCGAGUAGUUGGGUUCGGAAUGAAUUUCUUCUCAUUUAUCUGAUAGCAAUAAGUUUUCAAGUUUUUUUAAAAUGAAUUCACUCUUACAGUCAAACGAACUUUCUAUCAAUUUUAAUAGCUUAAUUUUUUUGAUUCUUUGGAAAAAAGAUUUUUCAGCUGCUCAUCGGGCAAUCGGAAGAUUCCCUACCAUGAUAUCAGAAGAAUGUUCGUCUUGGGCGAGCAGGACAUUAGCCGGAAUCGUCAGAGGAUCAUGAAUGAAGGGCUUGUGAGGAGGAUGAGGUAAUUCAGAGGAUCCUAGAAAUUUUUAUCUUUUUUUCCAAUUUUGUUUUUUGAAAAAGUGUAGUCGAAGCUGAAAAAAGCAGUUUCAUAUAAAUAUUUGAAAAGAAAGUGGAGAUGAUUAAUUUUAAAUCUUCCAGACCGGUCGCUGGAAGCAGUCAUGACGUUUGGCAGUUGCGUUAAAGACUGUUUCGUCAACCAGGAAAAUCGCAACGGAUUCUGCUUCGAUCAGAGAGGGUGAGUAGAACAAUUUCGACACUUAAAGAUUCUUACCGAUGUUAAUAAAAAUAUGGGAAAUUCGGAAAAAAAAAUUUGGAUUGGUCCCUGUAUACUUUGGCACAAAAACACGGGCAAAGUCCAAAAGGUCUCAAAAAGGACUUUUGAAAAAAAAAAGGCCUUUUUUCUAGACCUCUUCUGAAAAGGAACUUUUGAGGAAAUUUAAAAAAAAGGAAGCGGAAAAAAGGAGAUUCCGAGAAACUUUUGACACCCUUUCAGAAACUCAAAAAGGAGCUUCUUUUUAAGUCGUUUGGUCUUUGGUUGUGAAGGAGAUUUAAAAUAACUGGUUCGGAAAAACGUGCCAUGGUUCUUUCUUUGGCCCUGCUUAACCGGUUCCACUUCUGACUUCUUCUGGUCGACCUCCCAGUUUAGUGCUCCCUCCAGUUAUUUUCUUGGUCUGCUUAACCAAAUCUUCUAUAAUGGGAUAAAUUGCAAUCGAAAAAUCAAGGAUCAACCCAGAAAAAGCCUCAAGAUUUCAUUAGAAACCACUGAUCAGGAAUUCGAGUUGAAUCGCAAACCGCUUCUCCCUGACGUCAUCUUGGCUUGGCGAUUCGCACAAGCAGCUAUAUUAUUUGAUUUAUUUUUCACGUUUUAAAUUUAUAAAAUUAGAUUCGACGUGAAAAGUUUUCUAUAUUAUUUCUGGCUCUUUUCAUUCUUCAAUUUUUUUCACGUAAGUAAAGUAAAUAUGUAGCCAAAUAUUUUUAUUACGCUUGUGUUCCGAAUGAUGUCAUGUCAGGGAGUAGCGGUUUGCGAUUUAACGAAAACGCUGAUCAGGGAAUAUUUUUUCUUUUGAAACGUAAAAAAUGAAUACCAGUUGCCAACCGUACGCAACCUCUUGGUCUAUUCAAAACUCGCUCAACGUCUGCAUCAAACAACUUCAAUGGAAACGGCACGCUGGCGCUUUGUGCAAUUGCGCGAGAAAUGCGGGUGUCACGUGGGUUUUUCAUUUUCUUUCUUAAAAAGCGAAGUUCAGCUUUCACGCACUGAUUUUUCGAAAUCAAAAAUCAAUAUUGAAAAUAAAAAUAUUUCAGAAGCCUCGGCAGCACUUGCUCACUGCUGAGCAUCGUUGGAUAA